Molecule: messenger RNA, 106 nt
Organism: Saprolegnia diclina VS20
Lineage: Eukaryota; Oomycota; Saprolegniomycetes; Saprolegniales; Saprolegniaceae
Exons: 1
Source: RefSeq, a predicted model, not a curated record
CACUUGUUGCCAUGAUGACACGCGCCGCCUCGAGAUGGCCAUCGCCAAGCCCACACCUGACGACACGCGCCGCCUCGACACGGCCGUCGGCCACCUGCGCGGCUGA